Messenger RNA from Salvia splendens (bonfire salvia), 1870 nucleotides. Its product is annotated as probable WRKY transcription factor 26. The transcript is spliced from 5 exons. Gene Ontology annotation, molecular function: DNA-binding transcription factor activity; sequence-specific DNA binding. Gene Ontology annotation, biological process: regulation of DNA-templated transcription. The record is from RefSeq and is a predicted model, not a curated record. The coding region runs from base 185 to 1666 and encodes 493 amino acids. NCBI's taxonomy places the organism in Eukaryota, Viridiplantae, Streptophyta, Magnoliopsida, Lamiales, Lamiaceae.
UCGGGUUUUUUUCCUUUCUGUCCAAGUCCGAUCACCAUGUCAUGUACCACCCAGUAUCAAUCAUAUUUUUGAACAACUCGCUCGAUUAUUCCUAGAUUGAUACUGCGGGAAUCAUGAAUCAUCAUUAAUCUAACAAGUGCAGAUCUAUCUAUAUAUUCAUUCUGAUUGAUUGAUCCACCGAUCCAUGGCUGCCAACCGGGGAGGCUCCUCCCCGUUCAUUAAAAAGGAGAAUUACGGCGUUUUCGAUGACGCUUCGCCCCCGUCGUAUAUAACGUUGUCGCCCGGCCUCAGCCCGUCCGCGCUCUUCGAUUUGGAUCCUCCGCUCUUGCUACCGAAUGAUGAGGCACAAUUGUCUCCAACCACUGGAACAUUUUAUUCUGCGAAUUUGAAGGAUGCACUCAAUAUUUGUAGCAACGGGAUGGAGAUUUUCUCUGAGGAAAACAAUUUAAUGGCUGAUGAUGUUUAUAAGGAAUUUGAGUAUCCAAAGGAAUGUGUAGAGAGCAGUAGAGACGAAACGAUGAUGGACGAUUCGAAAGCAAACAUCGACUACGAGCAGCAAAAGGCGAAAGACACGACGAAAAACUCAGACGACGGAUUCUACUGGCGAAAAUACGGACAGAAGCACGUGAAAGGAAGCGAGUAUCCGCGAAGCUACUACAAAUGCACCAGCACAAAGUGCCCGGUAACGAAGAAGGUCGAGCGCUCCCAUGAAGGCCACGUGGCGGAGAUUGUGUACAAGGGCAGUCACAAUCACCCCCAGCCUAAGCCGGUUCCUCAACCUUCGCUGCAAGAUGCGGGAUCAUUAUCCGUACAUAAUCACGACGCGUCUUUCAAUGACUUCCCCGACCCCCCGGCUGCCUUCUCGGACAACGCCUGCUUUAACGAGGAGCUUGAUGAUGCUGAGUUCGAGACCGCUAGGAAACGGAAGAGAGAUAUUGAGUCGGCCGCUGCGACGAGGUCGACCGGCCGGGAAGGUAACAAGGUGGUUGUCCAGCUAGAGAGCGAGGUCGACAUUCUUGAAGAUGGCUACAGAUGGAGAAAAUAUGGCCAAAAAGUUGUCAAAGGAAAUCCAAAUCCCAGAAGCUACUACAAGUGCACGGCACCGAAUUGCACCGUGCGGAAGCACGUGGAGAGAGCUGCGGACGACAUUAAGUCGGUGAUCACGACCUACGAUGGCAAGCACACCCACGCUGUUCCUUCGAGCAGAACUGGCGUCAACACUGAGGGUGCGGCCUCGGCCUCGCCAAAACCAGCCGUGAAACAGGUGGCUCAACAAGAUCUGCCCUUGUACUUGGACAGAAAGCCAAUGCCGUUCGACUACGCUAGCUUGGGCGGAGGAGAUCUCGGCUUCGGAGGCCCUUCAUCUUAUACAUUCAACAUUCCUUCAUUCCACUCCGUGCCUUAUGCCUCCGUUGUCCCUAUGAAGCCCAAUUACUCGAAUCUUUAUCCCGAGUAUAUGCUAAUGCCUAUGCAUAUGCAAAUGCCAAUGCCAGUGGCGACGCCUGUCUCAAUGCCAACGUCAAUGUCGUCGUCCACUGCGUCAAUAUCGUCAUCCACGUUAUCAUCGACCUUGUCUCAUACGACUCACCAACUCCAACCAAAGGAGGAGAUGCAGGAUGUCCUCUAUCGUAGUUGCCACAUGCCCAAAGGAGGAGCUGCAGGAUGAACUCUAUUAUUUUUUUUCCCACUAGAGAUGGAUCUAGGAUACAUUUGUAGCUAGCUAGAAAAUUGGUUUUGUUCAUUUACUUUUCAUUUCUCCUUUGUUGCUAUUUACUAUAUUCUUUUUUGCCCCCUAGAGAUUGAUCUAGGAUUCAUAACUAGUUAUCUAGCUACUAGUUAGGGCAAUUUACAUUUAUUCAUUCUUCCUUCA